AUGGGGAGCGUAACCGUUAGAGUUUAUAAUAAAAGCCAAACUUUGGGUUUAGGUGAGUGUUUAAAUAUAUAUUCUGAAAUUUUAGGGGAUAUUCAAGGUAAAAUUGCUGAAUUUGAAGAAAAGAAACAUGCAAAUUUCAAGGACGAAUGCAAAAAAUUAAUUACAAAUAUAGAGGAAGAAAAAGAGAAAUAUAAAGUGUGUUAUACUAAUGGGGUGCUAAAUCUUAACUUAGAUGAUGAUGAAGAUAUAAGCCGUUUUUAUCGAAAAUGCAAUGCAAUUACUAAUUCUAAUUACAUCCCACCACAAGAUGAGAAACCCAUUGAAUCAAAGGAUGGUACAGAAAUAUCCCACGAAAAAGAUCAAGACUGUGUAAAAAAAGUAGAAGCAGAAAAAGAGGGAGAAGCAAUAUUACAACUGAAUAAAAAAGACUCUAGAACGGAAACUUUAGAAACACAGAAACCACAAGAUCAAAGCGAAAGCAUUGUCGAUGGAAAAGAUCCAAGUAGACCACAAGUACUUCCACAUGGUGAACAGGAUGCAACGUCUCUGGAAGCUUCUGGUAAGUCUGACCUUGAAGAACCGGAAGCAAAAGUUAUCCAUCCUUUUAGGCUGAAUGAACCAAUAGAGAAUCGAAACCCAUCUUUACAUGAACCAACUAUUCCCUCUAACAAAGCAUUAGUAUCUCUGAAGGAGAAUCUCUUUCAAUUGGAAUCCCUCAAGAAAAACUUCAGAAAUAAGUAA
This is a messenger RNA of Plasmodium cynomolgi strain B, 741 nucleotides long. RefSeq lists its product as hypothetical. NCBI's taxonomy places the organism in Eukaryota, Apicomplexa, Aconoidasida, Haemosporida, Plasmodiidae. Bases 1 to 741 code for a protein of 246 amino acids. The transcript is spliced from 2 exons. The record is from RefSeq and is a predicted model, not a curated record.